Messenger RNA from Gadus morhua (Atlantic cod), 1750 nucleotides. It is a transcript of the gene tra2b, whose product is annotated as transformer 2 beta homolog. The transcript is spliced from 8 exons. The record is from RefSeq and is a predicted model, not a curated record. Lineage: Eukaryota; Metazoa; Chordata; Actinopteri; Gadiformes; Gadidae. Bases 623 to 1630 code for a protein of 335 amino acids. Gene Ontology annotation, molecular function: RNA binding.
AAACGAGACUUCGCUGCAGCCUCUCCAAGCUACAGUGCGUCUUUGAGAUCGCACGGGCCUCAGGUUUUAAACCUGGUAAUUCACGUUAUUUGUAUUUAUCGCUGCCAGACAUGAGCGAUAACGAGAAAGACUAUGGCGCGAGAAAUAUUAAGAGGGUUAAUGUUGGAAGAAGAGAAAUACGGAAGAAGUCACAUGUCAAGUUUAUGUUGCUUAAUAUGAAGCUCAGAUGUGUGCCACUGAAUUUGGGGAUGCAUGCUAAACAUGAGGAGGGAAGAAGUAUGGGAAGUGUGUGAGAUGGGGGAAGUAAGAAGAAGUGAGAAAUUUGAAGAAAGAAGAAUUUUAUGAAGAGUCGCGCUCUGCGUCCGGGAGCGCGAGUCCGCACGGCUCGGGGAAGUCCGCCAGCCGCUCCCCGGCGCGCUCCCCGGCCAACUCCAAGGAGGGCUCACGCCACUCCCGGUCCAAGUCCCGCUCGCGCUCCAGGUCCAAGUCCGGGUCCCACUCCCACCGCGGCUCGCGGCGGCACUACAGCCGCUCGCGUUCCCGCUCGCGCUCCAACCGGCGGCGUUCGCGCAGCCGCUCGUACAGCGGCGAGAGACGGCGCCGCAGCCACAGCCGCUCGCCCAUGUCCAACCGCCGCAGGCACAUUGGCAACCGGGCGAACCCCGACCCCAACUGCUGCCUAGGCAUCUUCGGCCUGAGCUUGUACACGACAGAGAGGGAUCUACGAGACGUCUUUUCCAAGUACGGCCCACUGGCUGACGUCUGCAUCGUCUACGACCAGCAGUCCCGACGCUCCAGGGGCUUCUGCUUCGUCUACUUCGAGACAAGGGAAGAUGCAAAAGAGGUGGGCCUCCGCAGGGUGUUUGUGAGUGACAAGGGUGUCGACGAGGGUUCACGACCUUGUAGGGCUUUGAGGAACCAUGUUGUUGUUGUUUUCGUCGCUAGGCAAAGGAACGAGCCAACGGUAUGGAGUUGGACGGACGGCGGAUCAGGGUUGACUUCUCCAUCACGAAAAGGCCUCACACCCCCACCCCGGGUAUCUACAUGGGCCGCCCCACAUACGGCGGCGGCGGCGGCAGCAGUAGUGGUGGCAGCGGAGGAGGUGGAGGAGGAGGUGGUGGUGAAAGGGGCAGCGGAGGAGGUGGUGAAAGGGGCAGUGGGGGUGAAAGAGGAGGUGGCGAAAGAGGAGGUGGCGAAAGAGGAGGUGGCGAAAGAGGAGGCGGCGAAAGAGGAGGCAGUGGCGGUGGAGGCGGAGGAGGCGGUCCCAGCGGUCCGAGGCGCUAUUCGCGCGACUACGACCGGGGCUACGACCGCGGCGACCGCGGCUACGAGCGAGGAGGCUAUGAUCGCUACGACGACCGGGAGUACUACAACAACCGCUCGUACAGGAGGAGAUCGCCGUCACCGUACUACAGAGGAACGUACCGCUCCCGCUCCCGAUCCCGCUCCUACUCGCCUCGUCGUUACUGAACAGCAGCUCCUUGACUACAAACUGUCCACUCCCUGUCCAAACCCACGGAUGAGUCGACCCGGUUUUGGUUUUCUUGAGACUAUUUUAUUUUAUGUAAAUGAGUUAUUAUAUUUGUAUGACUGUGCGACGAUUUGUCGGAAAUUUGUGUGUGUGUUUUAAAUGUUAAUUGUAUAGCCCCCCCACCUGGCUUUUUGGUUGUUUUUGGUACAGUCGGUUUCACAAGUGUGAGUGGAUUUAUAUUCUCAAGUCUUUUAUGUGAUUAAACAAAAACAGUCCACC